Molecule: messenger RNA, 1167 nt
Organism: Gilbertella persicaria
Lineage: Eukaryota; Fungi; Mucoromycota; Mucoromycetes; Mucorales; Choanephoraceae
Product: thiamine diphosphate-binding protein
Exons: 6
Coding region: 1-1167 (388 amino acids)
Biological process (GO): branched-chain amino acid catabolic process; response to nutrient
Molecular function (GO): catalytic activity
Source: RefSeq, a predicted model, not a curated record
AUGCUUUCAUUGAAAAAAGUGGUUCAAUCCUCUUCUUCUUUAAUUCGCCGAGGUUAUGCAGCAACAGCUCAACAAGUAAAUGAUGGGAUUCAACAAGGCGUUGCUUACUCUAAAUUAUUAAAGAGAGAUCCCGAAGAAGCAUUUCGCUCACCUGAACUUGCUCAUAUGAGUGCAUCCGAUAUUGAGACAAAAAGAAUGAACUUGUUUCAAGCUGUCAAUGAUGCCAUGUCUAUUGCACUCACUACAGAUGAUAAAGCAGUUGUGUUUGGUGAAGAUGUUUCUUUUGGUGGUGUAUUCAGAGCUACGUCAGGAUUAGCUGAACAAUUUGGACGUGAUCGCGUAUUCAACACCCCUUUGACAGAACAAGGAAUUGCAGGUUUUGCUGUUGGUAUGGCAUCUGUUGGACACACUGCCAUUGCAGAGAUUCAAUUUGCAGAUUAUAUCUUUCCUGCUUUUGAUCAGUUAGUAAAUGAAGCUGCCAAAUACAGAUAUCGUUCUGGUAAUCAAUUUAAUGUUGGCGGACUCACGAUUCGUUCUCCUUCUUCUGCUGUUGGUCAUGGUGGUCAUUACCAUUCUCAAAGCCCUGAAGCCUUCUUCACACAUUGUCCUGGAUUAAAGAUUGUUACACCCAGAAGUCCGAUUCAAGCAAAAGGUUUGCUUCUAGCUUCUAUUCGUGAUAGAAAUCCAGUUAUCUUCUUUGAACCCAAGAUUCUUUAUAGAGCUGCCGUUGAAGAAGUCCCAGUUGGUGACUAUGAACUGCCUUUGGGAAAAGCUGAAGUAAUUAAGAAGGGUACGGAUGUCACUGUGAUCGGAUAUGGUUCUCAGAUUUACACGUUGGAAAAUGCGAUACAGUUGGCUGAAAAGAAGAUGCCCGGCCUAAGUUGUGAAUUGAUUGACUUGCGUACCAUCUUGCCUUGGGAUGUAGAAACAGUGGUAGAAUCUGUAAAGAAGACAGGUCGAUUGGUAAUUGCCCACGAAGCUCCUAAGACAGCUGGUGUAGGUGCCGAAAUUGCUUCGACUGUUAUGGAACAUUGCUUCUUAAACUUGGAAGCACCCAUCCAACGAGUGUGUGGUUGGGAUACACCAUUUCCUUUAGUGUUUGAGAAAUUCUACAUGCCAAGCAUGAUUAGAUGCUUUGAUGCUAUUAAAAAAGUUACAGAGUAUUAG